This is a messenger RNA of Hyalella azteca, 1061 nucleotides long. Its product is annotated as protein dissatisfaction-like. The transcript has 5 exons. NCBI's taxonomy places the organism in Eukaryota, Metazoa, Arthropoda, Malacostraca, Amphipoda, Hyalellidae. Gene Ontology annotation, molecular function: nuclear receptor activity; RNA polymerase II cis-regulatory region sequence-specific DNA binding. The coding region runs from base 1 to 918 and encodes 305 amino acids. Gene Ontology annotation, biological process: cell differentiation; anatomical structure development; regulation of transcription by RNA polymerase II. The record is from RefSeq and is a predicted model, not a curated record.
AUGAAUGAAAUGUCGGAGAGUGCAUUCCACGACAAUAAACCUACACUCGAAGAUGGAAUAGACGAUUUAUCAUCCAGUGCAGCAUCGAUUAUUAGUAAAUUAUCAUCAAGCACAAUUGUGUUCAACCAUGGCUCUAACACCAAUCAGGCAUCACCCAACAACAACAACGAUUCCAACAGACACUCCCUCUCCUCCUCAAGUUCGAGUAAUCCCUACGAUGGUUCAAACAUCAUCUUCAACGGUAACCUCUUCUCAAGAGCAGCAAUUGGGGCCACAGCUUUUCACUUCCCCAUGUCGUCAAUGCCUACAAUACUCCCCUUUGCUCCCACAUGGGAAAUUUUCCAGGAGACCACAGCUCGGCUGCUCUUCAUGAUGGUGCGUUGGAUCAGGUCUUUGGCUCCAUUCCAAACACUCUCACGACAAGACCAGUGCACGUUGGUUGAGGCGUCAUGGAAGGAGCUCUUCCUAGUACACUUGGCACAGUGGUACCUUCCUGUGGACCUUGCCCCGCUACUCACCUCUCCUGCCGCGUCUCUCAGAGUGCCUCAAGACGUGCGCACGGCCAGCGAGGUCGCCACAAUACAGGACGUACUCAGGCGCUUCAGGCACCUCAGCCCCGACACCACAGAGUGCGGCUGCCUCAAGGCAGUGCUGCUCUUCAAACCAGAAGCAGGAGACCUGGUAGACCUUCACCCUGUAGAGAUGCUACAAGACCAGGCUCAGUGCAUCCUCAGCGACUACAUCAGGAGUCGCUUGCCACGCCAGCCCACGCGCUUCGGGCGUCUGCUGCUGCUGCUGCCGGGGCUGAAGACGGUGAGGGCGUCCACGGUGGAGGCGCUUUUCUUCAGAGACACCGUCGGGGAUACGCCCAUACACAGGCUCGUGCUCGAUAUGUAUACCAUGGACAAAAGCGACUGAAUUAAUAUCAAAUAUUGUGUCUCCAUCAAAUAUUCCAUCGCGCAUUUUACUUCAGGUUGGUAGUUUGCAUCAUGAAUUAGAACCAGUCGGUAAAUUUCUUGGCUUAAAAAAAUGUAACAUGUUCAUUCAUGGCUGAAGUUAAA